AUGGAAUUUUUCGAGAAAGGCAAGUCUGUUAGGCUCAAAAGCCACCUAGACAAGUACCUCUUCGCCGAAGACGACGGAGAAACUGUUCGACAAAGCCGCAACUUUUCCUCAAGGAAAACGAGGUGGACGGUGGAGUUCGUGGAAGGGAAGAACCAUUUGUUGCGAUUCAAGAGCAGUCACGGCCGUUACCUCACCGCCUCCGAUGCUCCCUUCCUUCUGGGUGUAGCAGGGAAGCGAGUCACCCAGUCGCUUCCUUCCACCAAAUGUGAGUACUCUUCGGUGGAGUGGGAACCCCAAAGGAAUGGGAAUCAGGUGAAGCUCAGGUCAUCGGAGAGUACAUUCUUGAGGGCUAAUGGUGGUGUGCCGCCUUGGAGAAGCUCCAUAACCCACGACGUCCUACAGUUUCCGGCUACACAAGAUUGGGUAUCUUGGUAUGUGCAAUUGGUGGAAAACCCUGAAGGCGAUGAUGAUGAUAAUGAGUCUGUCGCCGAUUACCAAUCGCAGAUAUCGACCUUAUCUUCUGUGACGGACGAUCUGUUACUGGAUUCCGAACCAGAUUCGCCAUUGUCGACGGCGUUGAGCAAAGCUAAGAAAUUUUCAUUUUCGGGUUUGGCGAAAUCUUCCAAAUUCUCUUUCCCCAAGUCUUCCAAGCAUUCUUUGACGAGCUCGGAGUCGGUAAAGGACAUCUCCGACUAUGAAUCUUAUGCGAGCAAGGUUAGGUUCCCUUCUUUUCUUCUCCAUAUCCUGUUUGUUACCAGCACUUGUCCACGAAAUAAAAUGGUCAACGGUUUGGAGGGUCAGGAUCAUACAAUCAUUGUGAUGGUUAGUGUUGUUCCUACUCUCAUCUUUAUGUUGAGGAUCUGGAUUUUUAUUCUUAGCAAGUCUUCCUUGGGAGUUGGGUAG
This is a messenger RNA of Macadamia integrifolia, 903 nucleotides long. RefSeq lists its product as uncharacterized. The transcript has a single exon. Bases 1 to 903 code for a protein of 300 amino acids. The record is from RefSeq and is a predicted model, not a curated record. NCBI's taxonomy places the organism in Eukaryota, Viridiplantae, Streptophyta, Magnoliopsida, Proteales, Proteaceae.